AUGCCCCUUCAAAUCCUUCUAGAUUGCACCAAUAGUAAAAGACAGCUGUGGUCAGUUGAGUUGUCCACUCAACAAUUACCCACUCGACAGAUUGGGGGAGCAAUCGAGUAUUGUGGCGGCGUUGCUAGCAGUUUAGUUCCACAUUCUGGCUACAAGGGUAAGACGUUGGCGAUACCAGGAAGCUGUGACGUUUUGUAG
Plasmopara halstedii is the source of this 198-nucleotide messenger RNA. RefSeq lists its product as uncharacterized. The coding region runs from base 1 to 198 and encodes 65 amino acids. NCBI's taxonomy places the organism in Eukaryota, Oomycota, Peronosporomycetes, Peronosporales, Peronosporaceae. The transcript has 2 exons. The record is from RefSeq and is a predicted model, not a curated record.